Brassica napus (rape) is the source of this 2154-nucleotide messenger RNA. RefSeq names its product F-box protein At2g39490. The transcript has 3 exons. NCBI's taxonomy places the organism in Eukaryota, Viridiplantae, Streptophyta, Magnoliopsida, Brassicales, Brassicaceae. The record is from RefSeq and is a predicted model, not a curated record. Gene Ontology annotation, molecular function: protein binding. Bases 145 to 1305 code for a protein of 386 amino acids.
ACUAAUGACGCGUGUCCAACAACAAAAGGAGCAUGAUCUACGCCAGAGAUAUCCAGAUUUAUAUAAACCAAAACCCGUACGGACCAUAAAAGUACUUCUUCAAAACCCAUUCACAAAAUUCAAAUAAUUCAAAAUACAAUCACCAUGUCUGAACAAAAACCAGACAUCAUCUCUAGCUUACCACUAGAGCUUCUCCUCUACAUCAUCAGCUUCCUCCCUUUCGACUCCGCAAGACUAACCCCUUUCGUCUCCACACGGUUUAGGUCCGUUUGGAACCAAGCCUUACUCGUUGCACACACCCAUAACGGCUCCAUCGAGUCAAUCUCUCGCUUCAUCCACAACUUCGACGAGCAUGUUCCGUCUAAAAACACUCGGAAGCUGGAGUUACACCUCGACAAGUCAACCUUCGUGUCAACCAUCCUCGCACCUAAUAACGUCAUGCAUAUGAGUUUCUUCUUCUCUGAUGGUUCCAAGGAAGAAGAUAGCUUCUGCUGGUGUAUUGAGACUAACGAUCAUAUCCCAAGACGUGUCGAGUCGAGAGGUUUCUUGGUGAAGACGCUUUGUUUAGACUCGGUGUAUUCUUUAACACAUGAUGUCGUUUCCUCCAUGGUGUUGGAUUUUUCUUGGCUUGAGAACCUCAAGAUUUGUGGUUGCAAAGGGUUGACUUCUCUCACUAUAGAUUCACCAACUAAGCUUAUUCACUUGUCGAUCUCGGGUUGCCCGAAGCUGAGAUGUCUCGAUAUAAGAUCAUCUAAGCUUAAAACUCUUCAUUACCAAGGGUUUCUACCUACGAUCAAGAUCCAUGAACAUUUUAACUUGACCAAUGCGGUUUUCGACGUAAGACAAGGCCCAAGAUAUUGCAACAAUGAUUUAGACAUCGGUCCUCUCUUGCUGAUCAUCAAGAAUUCUCAAUCUCUUACACUUUGUAGAUGGAUGUUCGAGGAACUAAUCAAACCAUCUAUAUCCUCUUCUUGGACAUCAUUCAAAUUCUACAAGUUACAUGAGUUGCGGUGGAUUGAUAACUCGAUGAAACAAGAAAAGACCAAUUCACUAAUCUCUUUUCUUAAACUUUGUCCUUCUGUCGAGCGCAUCUUCAUUACCAUCGAUUCAAAUACUUAUAGUUCAAAGGAAGAAACGAGUGUUGAUAUUGACUAUGGGAGCAAUCAUGCAAGAGUACCAAGGAACUUAGAACUGGUCAAGUUGGAAGGAUCAAAGAGUGAAGAGGAUAAGAAUCAACUGAUAUUGGCUCUACAGGAGAUAGUUAACAUUGAUCAGCCUCUGCUUAUACUGUCUUCAUUUUCUUGAAAUCAACUCCGAUUAGGAACGGGGCCACUUAAGAUUUAUGUCUAAAUUUACACGCAUGGGCAUGCUUUAAUUAAGUUUCUGCCACUCGUGGGUUUAUAUUUCUUGCUGUACAAGAAAACCUCGUCAAAGUAAAACUCAAACUCGGCUGUUUUGUCAUGAUUCACCGAUUAAUGAGUUUCACCUGCAAGUAAUAUUAUUCUGUGUAUUGUGACAUCUGACAUAAAAAACAUAGAUGUUGGCAGCAAAGACACCAACAUUGAUUUCACAUGUGUAUAUGUUAGUAAUAGGAGUUGUGUUAAUUGAUAAUUGUUUCUCAUAAACUUGCAACUUAAGCCUAUAAUGCCCAAAUAUCUAGUUUAGGUGAAAUAUCGUUUUCAAUCCAUGUGCGUGGCUUUUGUUCUUGACCUGUUCAAAAAAGGCAUGUAAUGAAAUUUCCUCUAUGUCAACCAAAGAAAAGCGUGCAUACCACAAGUCAUUCUUAAUAGAUUAGCCCCAAACCAAACCAUUUUGAUUACAUCAUAAUAGUUGAUCAUUUGAAAAAAAAACAAUCAGUCUAAUAAUCUUUUCGACUUUAACUCUAGAUUUGAUCGGGUUGACUAAAGGCCAAACAUUGUUUGGACAGUACCAACCCCAAAUGGCUCACACAUGACACAUGGAUGGUGCUAUUAUAAAACACUCAAAAUGACAGUCGAACAAAGACAACCAAGUGUCAAUACUAUAUAUAUCCGCAGAAAAAUAGAGAUACACAUAGCUUUUCGUUUCAAUUAUUCUAACUCUUAAGAUUGUAUUUCCAACUAUAAUCAACCAUACUAUAUUAUAGAUCGCCUCAACUACAUGUAUUCUAUUAGA